AAUGGAUGGAGAUAGAUCUCCACGUCAGCUUACGUCUCCAAUUUUUAACUCCAAGGACCUGCUUCAAAGAGGCAGGAGCAGACCGUAAGGAGAACCAUGUUAAGAACAGCUUUUCCGGGGAGCCCGAGGUAGAGUAAUGAUGGAUUUUGAUGAGCGAGUUUCUGUGGGCUCUAACAUGUAUUUGCCCAGUUGUACGUACUACGUCUCGGGUCCUGAUUUCUCCAGCCUCCCUUCCUUUUUACCCCAGACACCGUCUUCUCGCCCCAUGACGUACUCUUAUCCGUCUAACCUGCCCCAGGUUCAACCUGUGAGAGAAGUAACCUUCAGGGACUAUGCCAUUGAUGCAUCCAGUAAAUGGCAUCACAGAAGCAAUCUAUCCCAUUGCUAUUCAGCAGAGGAGAUUAUGCACAGAGACUGCCUGCCUGCCUCUGCAACUAGCAUGGGCGAAAUGUUGGCGAAAAACAGCUCCACUGUGUACCAUUCAAGCUCCAACGCAACGUCCAAUUUCUACAGCAGUGUGGGAAGAAAUGGUGUGCUGCCUCAAGCCUUUGAUCAGUUUUUUGAGACGGCGUAUGGAAACUCAGAAAACCCACCAGCCGACUACUCGGGGAACAAAAAUAGCAACAAAUUACCUGCUGCUGCAGUGCUCAGCUCUGAGACAUGCAGGGAGACGGAGGAAAAAGAGCGAGGAGAGGAGAACAGCAGCCCUGAGUCCUCUUCCGGCAACAAUGAAGAGAAAACUAGCAGCAGCAGUAGCCAGCGUAUUCGAAAGAAGAGAUGCCCCUACACAAAAUACCAAAUCAGAGAACUGGAAAGGGAAUUCUUUUUCAGCGUCUACAUCAACAAGGAGAAGCGCCUUCAGCUGUCGCGAAUGCUCAACCUCACCGACCGCCAAGUCAAAAUCUGGUUUCAGAAUAGAAGAAUGAAAGAAAAGAAAUUGAACAGAGACCGCUUACAGUAUUACACCACCAAUCCACUGCUCUAAGACUGUUUAACGCUAUACAUCUUCAUAUGACAGGAAACCAACGUUCUAUUCUGCCGAGACAAAGUCGACGUGCAACUGUUAAUUCAAAUUAUAAAUACCGAACAACACCAACGAACAAUGAGAAGUCCAUUAAAGCAAGAACUGU
Molecule: messenger RNA, 1130 nt
Organism: Polyodon spathula (Mississippi paddlefish)
Lineage: Eukaryota; Metazoa; Chordata; Actinopteri; Acipenseriformes; Polyodontidae
Product: homeobox protein Hox-A11-like
Exons: 2
Coding region: 137-985 (282 amino acids)
Biological process (GO): regulation of transcription by RNA polymerase II; anatomical structure development
Cellular component (GO): nucleus
Molecular function (GO): DNA-binding transcription factor activity, RNA polymerase II-specific; RNA polymerase II cis-regulatory region sequence-specific DNA binding
Source: RefSeq, a predicted model, not a curated record